GUGUGUUAGAAUAAGGGACCAGCAGGUCCGGCCCCUCUGUGGGUACCUCCCAGCUCCGCUUGGGUCUAUGGAGGAAAAACUCCGCUGGGUCGGCAAUUUCCAUGGCCGCAGCCGCCUGCGGCACCAAGGCCAUGUCCCUCUUCAAGCGCACCUUGGUGCUGAGCCCCACCGCGGCACCCAGGGGCCCAGGCGCAGGCACCCCGCCGCGGGGCUGCAACUUGCCUCACACCACCUGGCCCUGCAAGGACUGGCCUCGCGGGGAGGGCGGUUGCUGCAGGCUCUGGAGCCGUCUGCCCCCCUCCCACUCCUGCCCCUCGACAUCUCCCACCUCUGUGUGUCUUCUCUGCCCUCAGGACUCGCUCAGCAGCAGCUUGAAAACUUGCUACAAGUAUCUGAAUCAGACCAGUCGCAGUUUCGCAGCUGUUAUCGAGGCCCUGGAUGGAGAAAUGCGGAAUGCAGUAUGCAUAUUUUAUCUGGUUCUCCGAGCUCUGGACACUCUGGAAGAUGACAUGACCAUCAGCGUGGAAAAAAAGGUUCCACUGUUACACAACUUCCACUCUUACCUUUACGAACCAGACUGGCGGUUCAUGGACAGCAAGGAGAAGGAUAGGCAAGUGCUCGAGGAUUUCCCAACGAUCUCCCUCGAAUUUAGAAACCUGGCUGAGAAAUAUCAAACAGUGAUCGCGGACAUUUGCCGGAGAAUGGGAAUUGGGAUGGCAGAGUUUCUGGAUAAGCACGUGACCUCUGAGCAGGAGUGGGACAAGUACUGUCACUAUGUUGCCGGGCUGGUGGGAAUUGGCCUUUCGCGUCUCUUCUCGGCCUCAGAGUUUGAAGACCCUUUAGUGGGUGAAGAUGUAGAACGUGCCAACUCGAUGGGCCUGUUUCUUCAGAAAACAAACAUCAUUCGAGAUUAUUUGGAAGACCAGCAGGAAGGAAGAGAGUUUUGGCCUCAAGAGGUUUGGGGCAAGUAUGUCAAGAAGCUGGGGGAUUUUGCUAAGCCAGAGAAUAUUGACUUGGCUGUGCAGUGCCUGAAUGAACUUAUCACCAAUGCCCUACACCACAUCCCAGAUGUCAUCACUUACCUCUCCAGACUCAGAAACCAGAGUGUGUUUAACUUCUGUGCUAUUCCACAGGUAAUGGCCAUUGCUACUUUGGCUGCCUGUUACAAUAAUCAGCAGGUGUUCAAAGGGGUGGUGAAGAUUCGAAAAGGACAAGCAGUGACCCUAAUGAUGGAUGCCACCAACAUGCCUGCUGUGAAAGCUAUAAUAUACCAGUACAUGGAAGAGAUUUAUCACAGGAUCCCCGACUCUGACCCAUCUUCUAGUAAAACAAGGCAGAUCAUCUCCACCAUCAGGACACAGAAUCUUCCCAACUGUCAGUUGAUCUCCCGAAGCCACUACUCCCCCAUCUACCUGUCCUUUGUCAUGCUCUUGGCUGCCCUGAGCUGGCAGUAUUUGAGCACACUGUCGCAGGUCACAGAAGACUAUGUUCAGACUGGGGAACACUGAUUUGCAUUUGUCUGGAAGCUGAGGUUCACCACGAAAUGGAUUUACUUUUUCUUCAAGGAUGGAUGUUGGCUUCCUUUUAUUUUUUUUCCUUCCAUUUUAAUCCCCACCUAAGAGAAAGCUGCAACCUAUAGGAUGCUGAGAUACAGCUGAGGAGAAUAUGAAAUGCAAAGGAAAGGCUGCCGCGCCCUCUGCAGCCUGGUCCUCGGGGUGGUGUCCACUUCGCUGCUUGUGCUGACGGCAGAGCAUUCUGUGCUGCGGAUUAGGUGAAAUGCUUGCAUGGGGGACUGUCACGAGGUCUUAUUUAGUGUAAAUCAGCUAGAAUUAUAAUUAAAUGUACUUAAUUCGAAGCAACCUUUGACUAUUCAUCAUAGUAGAAAGUGAAGAGAAUUUUCUCCUGAUUUUGUUUUCUUUAAUUGGUUUGAGUGGAGUAAAUGAAUGUUCUAGGUAAUACGCCCAUGGAAUAAAAUUCUGGGUAUUAGGUAUUUUCUCAUUUGAAAGGAGUUCAGCUUUCAGGAGGAAACAGCAGGAUCGUUUCUGGCCCUGUUGUGAUUUGCCUCAGUAAAGAUGCACAUUUUGGGGGAGAGAUUUUUCUUACUUUUUAAAAUUUUUUUUAAAAAUUCUUUGAGAGAUAGGGUCUUGCUCUGAUGCUCAGGCUAGAGUGCAGUGGCACUGUUUCACCUCACUGCAACUCAGUACCCUUGGGCUCAAGCAGUCCUCCCACCUCAGCCUCCCAAGUAACUGGAACUACAGUUGUGUGCCACCAUGCCCGGCUAGGUUUUUUUUUUUCCUGUAGAGACAGGGUCUUGUUAUGUUUUUUUUUUUUUUUUUUUUGCAGUUUUUGGCUGAGCUGGUUUGAACCCGCCACCUCCAGCAUAUGGGGCUGGCACCCUACUCCGUUGAGCCGCAGGCGCCACCCCAGGGUCUUGUUAUGUUGCCCAGGAUGGUCUCAAACUCCUGGCCCCUAGAGAUCUUCCUGCCUCAGCCUCCUAAGAUGCUGGGGUUACAGGCAAGAGCCACAGUGCUCGGCCAAGGAAAUUUUUGUGAUAAAGAAUUCAGUUACUGGUGGCGCCUGUGACUCAAAAGAGUAGGGCACCGGCCCCAUAUGCUGGAGGUGGUGGGUUCAAAACUGAAAAAAAAAAAGAAUCCAGUUACCCUGUGUGUUUGCCAGGUGCAGUUCACUUGGAAACUUACAUGGCCCUGAGAAGGGUGGAGGUCAAGAAUGGAGGGAGUGAGGGGCGGCGCCUGUGGCUCAGUGAGUAGGACACUGGCCCCAUAUACCGAGGGUGGCAGGUUUGAACCCAGCCUCGGCCAAACUGCAACAAAAAAAUAGCUGGGCAUGUGGCAGGCACCUGUAGCCCCAGCUACUCUGGGGGCUGAGGCAAGAGAAUCUCCUAAGCCCAAGAGCUGGAGGUUGCUGUGAGCUGUGACGCCAUAGCACUCUACCAAGGGCAAUAAAGUGAGACUCUGUCUCUACAAAAAAAAAAAAGAGAAGAGGGCGGCGCCUGUGGCUCAGUGAGUAGGGCGCCAGCCCCAUAUGCCGAGGGUGGCGGGUUCAAACCCAGCCCCGGCCAAACUGCAACCAAAAAAUAGCCGGGCGUUGUGGCGGGCGCCUGUAGUCCCGGCUGCUCGGGAGGCUGAGGCAAGAGAAUCGCGUAAGCCCAAGAGUUAAGAGGUUGCUGUGAGCCGUGUGACGCCACGGCACUCUACCCGAGGGCGGUACAGUGAGACUCUGUCUCUACAAAAAAAAAAAAAAAAAAAAGAGAAGAGAAUGGAGUGAGUAAGGGAUGAGUGGCCAUGUGCAGCCACAUGAAGUCAGUGCGGACAGUCCCAGGAGUGGCGUGUCUGGCGGACUCCACAGGACUGCUGUGAGUGAGCAGGCUGCCUUCUCUUGCCCUGCUGGCCACUCUACUUUGGGUGGAUUCUCUUAGCUGCAUUCAGAAUCCACACACACCCCCACCCCACCCCCGGCCCCCAGCUUUUUUUCUUAUUUUAAGUUACCAGCUUAUUCACUAAAUUCUCAAGAAAGGUAAAGGAUGCUUCCAGGUGAUUGGUUUGAAAGCUGAAUGGUCCUUAGCUGGAUUCUGCCGUGGAGUUUUACCUCUGGGCCCAGCAUGGCAGGGGGUGUGGUGCACCAAGAGGCUCACUGAGAUUCCAGCGUGGGUGAGGAGGACACGUCCCAGAUUGAAACUCAGUGUUCUAGAACAUUAAUGCUGUAGACACCUAGCUUACAGUCUCUUCUGCUACAGCCCAUUGGUGACAAUCACUGGCUCAGCAUCAUUACAAACGCGCUGAUGCUCUUCCUGUGCACUGAUGCCUCUGAGACAAUUGGCUUGGUGUGGACCAGGAAGGCUCAGCUCAGGACAAGUUUAUCACAAUGCUGAAGCCCAUGUAACCUGCCAUAUGGAGCACAAACAGCUAUAAUAACUUAAGCAUCAAAACUUGCUUGAGGAAAAAAAAAAAAAAACUUGGGAGAUUUAAAAGACAACGUGGUGGGAAGAGCCUGGGUCUGAGGUGGACAUACUGGAAGCUUCUCUCUCAGCUCAGAGUGUAGGUGAUCUCUUUCAGCUGUGAAACUGCAAUUUUUUCCUGUUACCACUGACUUGUACAGAGAUCUUAGCUCUCAUUCCAUUCUGAGGCUCUUUGAAAGUCUGUUUGCCUUCUGAGUAGCUUCUCUGAGGUUGUCAGAUAAAAUACACGAUACCCAGUUAAACUUGAACUUCAGAUAAACAAUUCUAUUUUUUAGGAGAAUUAUACCCCAUAUAUUGCAUGGGAUGCAUUUAUAUUAAAAACUUACUUAUCCAAAGUUCAAGUAUUUGGGCAUCCUGUAUUUCUGUUUGCUGACCCUGGCAGCCCUACUGUCUACUGCCCACCUCUAAUGUAAUUAGUUUAUAGCAUCCCUGACAUUUUGUCUGGUUCCCACUUAGAUGUGGCGUAUUUUAAGUUUUCCUCAGAGGAGCAUCUUGACCCACCUGAAUGUAGGGGUUGAGAAUAAGAGACCUGGUCAGAAACAGCUGGGAGCAGGAGGCAGCCUGCCCUCCAGGGCCUGGAGGGCUUCCUGGAGCUCCCCUUCCACCUGCUGAGCCACUUCCUGGUGCUUGGGGGAGUGUGGGGAAGAAGGGGAGCCAGGCAUCUGCUAAGUAAUGGUAUUCUAGAUUAUUCUUUGCAGUUUUGGAAACAGCUCUAAGGCUGUGGCUCUCAAACUUUGGUACGUGUAUUAAACUUGUCUGAUUGCUGGGACCAUUUAUGAUGCAGCAGGACUGGUGGUGCCUGGGAACUUGCAUUCCUCUCAAGGCCUCAGGUGAUACACGUGGUGCUGGUCAGGGGAGCAACUGGAAGACCACUGCCCAAAAGCUUGUGUGUACCUGGGAUCACCUGGGGUCUUGUCCAGAGGCCCCAUGUUCUCUCACUGCGUUUGUAGCAGCUCCCAGGUGAUGGCAGCAUGCUAGUCUGUGGGUCACUUCCUGAGUGUGGCUCUCCACGUGUUGGAGAGGUGAACUGCCUACCUUUGUUCAGUCUAAACUUGAACUGUCACCUGCUGCUGUCAUCUCAGGAAGGCCCUCUAACUACUGAAUUGCACAGUGAUGAGAGUGGCGAUCAACAAACAGGUUGUUUGAGGUUUAUUAAAAGUACGGAGACCCAGUCCAACUAUGUGCAUUUCAAGGCGAGUCUCACAGUCUCCUUCAUGUGGCUGUGAAGAUGCCCCAUGCCUCAUUCUGCCACUUCAUGUAGUGCAGCCCAGCUAGGGGCAGGGAUGGAGUUGUAGGUGGGUACAUGGGGCUGCUUGUGGGGGGAACAGCAUGGCAAUAAUCUUUCAACUCAGUUUGGGAGAGGGAGAGCUAUGUCAGAACUUGAUUGAAGUUAUGAAUGUAUUCUAAUUGAAAUUGUAAGAAUAAAGUGAUUAUGAACUCGUG
Messenger RNA from Nycticebus coucang (slow loris), 5419 nucleotides. RefSeq names its product farnesyl-diphosphate farnesyltransferase 1 (gene FDFT1). The record is from RefSeq and is a predicted model, not a curated record. Gene Ontology annotation, cellular component: endoplasmic reticulum membrane. Gene Ontology annotation, biological process: cholesterol biosynthetic process; farnesyl diphosphate metabolic process. The transcript has 7 exons. NCBI's taxonomy places the organism in Eukaryota, Metazoa, Chordata, Mammalia, Primates, Lorisidae. The coding region runs from base 102 to 1508 and encodes 468 amino acids. Gene Ontology annotation, molecular function: squalene synthase [NAD(P)H] activity.